CUACCCAUCAUCGUCAUCCUCUCUUCCUUUCCAGAGACCCAGCAUUUACUCUAUAACCUUCCACUUGCAGGCAAUGUGAAGGCUUCAUUUCCAUUGGAAUGGCAACUCGAUCUUGCGGCACCAUUUUCUAGUGCUCAAUCAUUCUGAACUGUCUGCCGUCUUCACUUCUGAUCUUCUCCUAUUUGUGCUCAGUAUUCUGCGCGUCGCAUACAUGCGUCAACCAUACCCUUUUCAGUUCAUUUGCAUGGGUCGAGCCUUUUGCUAUCAUGUCGGUCAUUCAGAAUGAAGAGUUGGUCGCAUAUCAAUUACGAUGCGGUUAUCUCACCGAAAUUGCCGAUGGGGUGGGAGAACGCCUCAUUAACCUUAACGAAGGGUUUCUAAACUCGGGCGCUUUCAAGGCUAUCGGUUGGCAGGCCAAUCCCAACCUUGUGAAGCGUUGCUACUCCCCUCCUAUACCUACAGCCGUUGCCUCGGAGUACUUCCAAGCCCCGCGUCCCGUGGGAGUGACACUGGAGGAUGAACGUGACGAGGGCGGGAUGCUCGCCGGGGGUGGUACGGAUACUUUCGGGCCGGGACUGGCCAUCAAGAGGCGGAGGCGGGCCCAGACUCUCGACGACGACGAUAGCAGUGACCUGAGCGACGAGAGCGACGAUGACGAGCAUGCGCAACGUGCAGCACAGCAGAUUAAAUUUUCCAAGAUGCCCGUGCGGCCGAGGGCGGGCUCGAGUCCGAUACAAUCGUCGAAUCUUCGCCAAGCAUCUACCAUGUCAUCCCCUCGCGCAGCGCCCGGAACCCGUCGGGGCUCGCACUCCGCCCUCGAGGUUGUCAAGGAAAGGGCCCGCCGCGAUACCGUCACGAGCAGCGAGGUUUCAUCCGAGAACGAACUUGAUUCUUCGGCCUUUUACAGGCAUAGGGAGGCCGCCAGGGCGGCUACCAAAGCUGUCAGGCUGCAGACCAAGAUCAAUGAAGAGCCCGGGGAGGGGCUGAAUCGUGCUGGAACUGGUCUUCUCCACGAAGAGGACGAGGACUCUGAUGCCUCCGAUAUUUCGGGAGAUUUCAUCGAGAGCAUCGAGUCGACAGGCAUCCUGGACGCCGUUGAAAACCCCAACCAGGCGCCUACGGAUCGUCAAGUUGUUGGCACGCCACCACGUCAGUUCAUGAGGAUGUCCACUAUACGUAAAUCGCAGGCCCCACCGAAGGUCCUCGAGGCUCUUCCGCCGCCUCGCCCAAUGAGCAUGAUACGGCCAGUGAGCAUAGUACAGCCCAAAAGCUUGCUCUCGGCAGCGUUCAAUGCUAGGAAAAUCAAACCCACGUUGCCGUUCGAGAAGUUCGCCUCGCUGUCAGGCCAAGGCGAGAAGAACCCAAUCGCUGUCCACAUUUACCCGGCCUUUUCCAACGAUCCAGAGGAGCCCUUCGAGGUCCUCAUCCGGCGCAAUGUACAUCAUGGUCAUGGCCAGGGCAGCGAUCGGCCGGUGACAGUGGCUGACCUCAUCGGGCUCAGCCUCUGGCGCUACAUUGAGGAGGAACGCGAGCCGCCUAUACCGGAGGACAAGCAAAACAUCAACUGGUGGACAUUGAGGAUGGUAGAAGAGGACGGCGAGGUGGACGAUGACUUCCCGCCGUUCGACAGAACCAAAACCCUUACAUCUUUUACCACCGCGAACAACAGAGCGGCCGGUCGCAUGAGGGCCAAUUCCAAGACGUACGACAACUUCGGUCUGGUGCAAGCCACACAGGCCGAAUUCAUGAAGAAUCAAGCUGUCACACCGCAGGAAGACCCGGCUACCACGACAUUGGACGAUUCCGCCGACAGAGACACCGAGGAUGAUGUCACUCCUCGCAAGACGCCACAGCCAGCUCGGGCCAUCUCGCCCGGCCCUAUAGAGCCGCGACCGAACCCCGUCACCAACACGACAUACCGCCAGCAUGCCACGAUAUUCGCCGACACUCCGCAGACCAGGGCGACCACGACGAACACCACGCGGGGCCAGAAAAAGCUGCUCCGCGUACACCUCCACGCGCCUGACAUUGCUCCAGGGCAGCUGGUGACCCUGGACGUGACGACCGAGACGUACAUGGCCGAAGUCCUCGACUUGGUAUGCCGUAAACGCCAAUUAGACAAAAACAACCACGUGCUCAGAAUGCCGGGCGGCGGACCGGUCGUGCUCCUGGACGCCAAAGUGCAAACGAUUGGUAGCCUGGCGGACUUGGAGCUGCACCGGCGACGGUUUGCGACCGAUGGACCGCUGGUGAUGUCCGGUGGCUCGCCGAGCAGCGCGUCGCCCAAGCUACUGCCAUUCGGGGACGGAUCGGCAGGGCGGAAGGGCAGGAAGCUGCAAAUGAUGGGGAGCCACCCUCUGUCGCGGGAGGCGAUCAAGCAAGCCGAGCUCACUGGGAUGUACAAGUCGUGGACGGUCUGGCGACUGCGGACGGUACGGAUGAGGAACCAAAGCGAGCGGCUGCUAGAGAUCAACGGUGAUUAUCUGCACAUCAAACCGACAUCGCGAGACGGAAAAACGACCACGGCACACAUGUCACAGAUCAUCGGGUGCAAGACGUUUAGUAAGCAUCCGGAUCAAUUCAAGCUCUUCAUAUACAAAGGCACGGAGGUUAAGCGCUACGACUUUGAAGCGAGGAACUCGACGGAGGCGAACGAGAUGGUGGAGGAGCUAAGGAAGAUGAUCCUACCGUAAGAAAGGUCUUCUGGUGGCAGUCAAGUCAGCGCACUGCCUCAUCGUGCCGCCUGAGCCUUCCAAUUCACGUACAUAAAUAAGCAACUCGGUAUUAUUCCGUAAAAGGAUGGGUUGUGAUCUGCUAUGCGCUAGAAACAGCGCCAGAUGGUGUGACGUGCAGCAAAGAAAAGAAGAAGAAAAAAACCCCAGGCGAGAAAAGGACCGGUAUUGGGGUGCAGUUGUCGAUAGUGCCAUGUAAUUCAUACCGACCUACGCUCCAUGCGGGAUAGGUAAAACUACCUACUUCGUGCUUCGAGUCAAUUAGUUGGGCAUGGAAUUCUGAGGCUGACGCGGCGUGGUUGAGAGGCGAACAAGGUACCUUCGAACAAGGCCUGGUCGAUCGAGCGAUGGAAUAUCAAGGCAGGUCACGGUGCGUAUGCACGAACGUACUUGGUACAUGUACAGAUCAACAACAUUUCGG
Messenger RNA from Sodiomyces alkalinus F11, 3153 nucleotides. RefSeq lists its product as hypothetical. The record is from RefSeq and is a predicted model, not a curated record. Bases 267 to 2693 code for a protein of 808 amino acids. Gene Ontology annotation, biological process: TORC2 signaling. The transcript has 3 exons. Gene Ontology annotation, cellular component: cytoplasm; plasma membrane; TORC2 complex. Gene Ontology annotation, molecular function: phosphatidylinositol-4,5-bisphosphate binding. NCBI's taxonomy places the organism in Eukaryota, Fungi, Ascomycota, Sordariomycetes, Glomerellales, Plectosphaerellaceae.